CAGGUUCACUCACAGUGCGGCUCUCGAAACUACUUAUAUCUCGUGUUUUCUCCGCGGAACGAGGCUGAGAGAGGGUUCAGUGUGUGUUUCUCGUCUCUUGGUUGACUUCGUGAGCGGGUUUUUCGUGUGUUUGGUUGUUGCCGGACUCAGAGGUCGUAGUAGGCACAAUGACGUUGACUGUCCACUUCAGGCGCGCGGAAGGAUUAUUCGCGCUCGAAAUAUCGAUACAGUGAUGUUCACGACACAUGGCGCUGCUGAACUGGUUUGGGCUUCCAGAGAGUCCGAAAUUGGCUUUCUCAAUGGGACAACUGACAUUUCUCCCACCUUAGUAACCACAGCGGAGCCCAAAAGUAACGAGUCGUGUGGGGAGCAGCAGACCCUGGACUUGGACUUGACUAAGACAGUGAUCAUUGGGAUGAUGCUCAGCACCAUCACCGCGGUCACUGUGAUGGGCAACACGCUGGUUGUGAUCGCGGUGUGUGUCGUGAAGAAACUCAGACAGCCCUCAAACUAUUUGCUUGUAUCUCUGGCCAUAGCUGAUCUGUCUGUGGCAGUGGCCGUGAUGCCCUUUGCCAUCGUGACUGACCUGACAGGAGGCGUCUGGCUGUUUGGGGAGGUUUUCUGCAACAUCUUUGUUGGGAUGGAUGUCAUGUGCUGUACAGCAUCAAUAAUGACACUGUGUGUGAUCAGUGUGGAUAGAUACCUUGGAAUAACACGACCUUUGACCUAUCCAGCGAGACAGAAUGGACAGCUGAUGGCCAAGAUGAUAGUCGGUGUCUGGUUGGUAUCGGCAUCCAUCACUCUGCCGCCGUUCUGCGGCUGGGCUCAGAACAUCAACACUGCGGGAGUGUGUCUGAUCAGCCAGGAUGUAGGCUACACCCUCUACUCCACCGCUGUGGCCUUCUACAUCCCAAUGGUGGUCAUGCUUUUCAUGUAUUACAAGAUUUUCAAAGCUGCCCGCAAAAGUGGGGCCAAACACCACUUCACCGCCCUUCCCCCAAUUCAGAUGGCCUGUCCCGAUCCAGCGUUGGCCACCGUAGAGGGGCUCUGCAUGCAUGGGAUGAAGAACGGCACAGCUACUGAAGAGUUUUCCACCCUCUCCUGCCUCUUGAACCGCGAACGGCGGUGUGCCUCGAUUUUCAGGCGCGAACAGAAGGCAGCCACCACCCUUGGGGUGAUCAUGGGAGUGUUUUCGUUCUGCUGGUUGCCAUUUUUCCUCUUCACCACAGCGCGGCCGUUCAUCUGUGGCCUGCUGUGCAACUGUGCCCCCGUCUGGCUGGAACGGGUCCUGCUGUGGCUGGGCUACACCAACUCGCUCAUUAACCCUUUCAUCUACGCCUUCUUCAACCGAGACCUACGUUCAACUUAUAAAGACCUGCUACGCUGCAGAUAUCGAAACAUUAAUCGCCGACUCUCGGCUAUAGGAGUGCAUGAGGCUCUAAAGCUCUGACUGCUCACAAUCUGUUUAUAUGAUGGGAUGGUGCAAAUAUAUAUCUUCUUGACUCUUCUACAAGUUAAGCAGCACAGUUUGGAGAGAAUUUACUGGGAAUUACAAUAAUUCUGAUUCACCAAAAACGCUCUAAGAUUGUAAAGUUUCCAACCUAGGCUCAGUGGAAAAUUGUCCCUCUACCCACCUGCAAAACUCCAAAAAUGUUUCUAUACAUGCAAUUCACUGAAGACAACAUCAAUAACUUUUAUUCCUUUUCACAAAAAUUAUGAUUAUAGGGCAGAUCAUUGGCUAAUAAAGACUUAUUUUCACUAGGUUCCUUGUACAAUACUAUAAUAAAACCUUUUUAUUAACAAUUACAUACUCACUUAUAUAUAUUUUGAUGUUUGUCUCACAGAAGCAGCUCUAUGUGCAUGGCUGUUCUGGUAUAGUAAGCUUGCUUGGUAGCCCACCUGGUACACUGAGUGAUGCACUUGCAUUUCAGAGCACUUGGGUGUGGGUCCAGUGAAACUCAAAUCAUGAUAAAAGAAGCAAGCUACUUUGGCACUAACCAUGCCAGUUUUUAUCUCACGUUAACAAAAUAGCUGGGGUGCUGCUAGACCCUUAUCGUUUAACAACCUGAGAAUCAAAAAGGGUGCUGGAUGAGGUGAAAAUUUACCUACAAUCCAUUUUAGGAAUGAUUUUAUGUGAUAGAACAUUUACAUUUUUGAACAUUUUUGAACAUUUCAUCACUUUAAAGUGUUGCGAGACUCGCAAGAACCAGUGUAAAUUCACUUUGCAAAAAAUGUCACCUCAGGGACAUUUUUUUUUCCAGUGAGCCUGGGUUGAAAGUUACUUGUACCCACAUUCAACUAAUCUUAUUCUAUUUUGUGCAAUGUUCUUUUCACUGUCCAUUCUGUACAUUUCCAGCUUUUAUGCUACGUAGCAAGUUUGUCGUGGAGGUCACAUGGAGGUCAAAUCAUGAUGUGAGUCAUAGGGAGAGUAAAAGAGCCUUAAUGCACAGCAAGAUAAAUCUGUUGUUCAUGUGUAAAGCCUUGAAUUUUACAUGAGAUGAUAAAAUCUUGAUAUGAGUGACAAGAUAUAUGGCCUUUCAUUUUAACAACAUAGCUAUGAAAUCAUACACAAUACCUAGGCCAAAAAAGUUAAUAAAUAAAAUAAAAUAAUAAAAGUAAUAAUUAAAGCAAGAUGGCGAGGUAGUCAUUUCCGAGUUUCAUUGAUUGCUACAUCAAAAAUUUGAUGGCUUGCUUCAGGUACUAUGUAAAUCUGCAUGAAUGUGCAUUGCUUUAUCAACCCUUUAAAAUUGUCAUGACAUUUUUAAUUUGGAAAUUAAAUGAGUAGAUAUUAGGCCUGUUUCACACUGCCUUAUUGUCCUUUGUUUUGGAAUUAAAUUUUUCCAAUGUAAAAGUAUGUUGUUGUCUGUGUUUUAGUGUGUAUGCUGUAAUGUAAUCUGAACUGUGAAAGACACUGAUUGACAAAGGGUUUUGUAUAAAGUAUAUACAUAUAUUGUGACAAGAUGUGCUGAAUAUUCAGUUUAGAAUUUGAACCUCAUAUUCAACAUAUUGUCAGUGAGCUUGUGUCAGUAUUCUGCUUGUACAUGCUGUGCAUUCAGUGUUUGUUUUGGAAGAUGGUGUACAAAUCUAGCUUUCUCAACACUCAUGUUUUCUUAAUAAACA
Cyprinus carpio (common carp) is the source of this 3120-nucleotide messenger RNA. RefSeq names its product 5-hydroxytryptamine (serotonin) receptor 7b. Gene Ontology annotation, molecular function: neurotransmitter receptor activity; G protein-coupled serotonin receptor activity. Gene Ontology annotation, biological process: circadian rhythm; G protein-coupled receptor signaling pathway, coupled to cyclic nucleotide second messenger; vasoconstriction. The record is from RefSeq and is a predicted model, not a curated record. NCBI's taxonomy places the organism in Eukaryota, Metazoa, Chordata, Actinopteri, Cypriniformes, Cyprinidae. Gene Ontology annotation, cellular component: membrane; dendrite.